This is a messenger RNA of Rhododendron vialii, 2856 nucleotides long. RefSeq names its product plastidic glucose transporter 4-like. Gene Ontology annotation, cellular component: membrane. Gene Ontology annotation, molecular function: carbohydrate:proton symporter activity. The transcript has 14 exons. Lineage: Eukaryota; Viridiplantae; Streptophyta; Magnoliopsida; Ericales; Ericaceae. Gene Ontology annotation, biological process: transmembrane transport; carbohydrate transport. The record is from RefSeq and is a predicted model, not a curated record. Bases 794 to 2437 code for a protein of 547 amino acids.
GCCUUCGAAUCUCGGCUCGGCUCGGAUCUCACUCCAAGCUGUCGGAUGCCGUUCCCUAGAUGCCAUUCCCUCGAAUCUCAGCUCGGAUCUCACUCCAAGCUGUCGGAUGCCGUUCCCUCGAAUCUCUGCUCGGAUCUCACUGCACAACACCAAAUUGUCCACCAAUGAGAUUUGGAAAACGAUCUCCUAACCUUCGGUUAUCCUAUUCAACUCUCUCUCUCCCUCUCCAUCUCUUUCACAGGAAUUUAGCGGAACCUCCAAAGCUACACUUGAUAUGAACAACUAGUAUGAAAUACAUUAAUACAGUAUGAGAGAGACAGUUUUGAGUUUAAAAUUAUGCUUGCUAGUAUUUUAUAAAACAGAUUUACAAAUUCUUCUCCCAAUUGUUAUUAUUACCAGAUCAAACUGUAUUUUCGCAAGAAUACUCUUCGUUACGAUAUCAACGAGAUGAAAAAUGCGACGAAUCACCGUUUAGGACUCAAGGGAUAACAAAAAAAAAAAAUAAAAAUAAGUUUUGAGCGGAUCAAUCUGUAUUUUACGGAUAAUAUUAAUUAUGCCGAUCAAAAAAAUACUGUAACUAAGGAUAAAAUUAGAGAGUAGCUUAAUGAACGGCUUUAACCCCACGCCUCAACUAGUACGAGGAAGAGAGAGAGACCUCAACUAGUACGAGAGAGAGAGAGAGAGAGACGCACAAACCAGUCGGCAACUACCCUUUUCCACGGCGAAAGCAGGGUCGACGAUCGCCGUCCUCUUCUGAUCCCGUUUUGAUUUCAGUGCAAGCCGAGUUGUCAAAAUGCAAGCCUCGACUUAUGCAGUCAAACCCAGCGUGGGCCUGGAAAUUCAAAGCCGUAGGGUCUUACCGGGCUUCGUUGAGUCGAGGAAUAGAAAAAGUCUACCUCCUUCGAUCGACCUCCGCAUGACAGACCGCUACAAUUGCUUCGGGUUCCGACUCGGCUCUGGUCCUAUGGAGUCGGAGCUUCCCUACGUGAGAAUCGGCGUUAACGGAGUGUCUCCGUCAUCUGUCAAGUCCCGAUCAGUCAGGGCUCAAGCUUCUGGAUAUGGAGAUGUUGAGGAUGUUGCUCCUGGUAAAAUCCAAGGGAAACCUUCUGUUUUUCCAUAUGUUGGUGUUGCCUGCUUGGGUGCCAUUUUGUUUGGAUAUCAUCUCGGGGUGGUCAAUGGUGCUCUAGAGUACCUCUCAAAGGAUCUCGGUAUUGCUGAAAACACUGUCCUACAAGGAUGGAUUGUAAGUACUCUCCUUGCUGGUGCUACUGUUGGGUCAUUUACUGGGGGAACAUUGGCUGACAAGUUUGGCAGAACAAGAACUUUUCAACUGGAUGCAAUUCCCCUUGCUGUUGGAGCAUUUCUUUGUGCCACAGCCCAUAGUGUACAGACAUUAAUAAUUGGCCGUUUACUUGCUGGAAUUGGAAUCGGCAUCUCAUCUGCUAUUGUGCCACUUUACAUAUCUGAGAUAUCACCAACUGAAAUUCGCGGCACUCUUGGAUCCAUCAACCAACUUUUUAUCUGUAUCGGGAUUCUUGCAGCACUGGUAGCUGGAUUGCCCUUAGCCGGAAAUCCUCUAUGGUGGAGGACAAUGUUUGGCAUUGCAAUUAUCCCCUCUGUUCUAUUAGCACUGGGAAUGGCAUUUUCUCCGGAAAGUCCUAGGUGGCUUUAUCAGCAAGGAAAAAUUCCUGAAGCUGAAAUGGCAAUAAAAAGACUAUUUGGAAAGGAAAGAGUAGCUGAGGUAAUGAAUGACUUCAGUGCAGCAAGUCAAGGGUCCUCAGAACCAGAAGCUGGGUGGUUUGAUCUUUUCAGUAACCGAUAUCGGAAAGUCGUCAGUGUUGGUGCAGCGCUUUUCUUGUUCCAACAGUUGGCUGGAAUUAAUGCCGUCGUAUAUUAUUCUACAUCUGUGUUCCGCAGUGUUGGAAUUGCAUCUGAUGUUGCAGCCAGUGCUCUCGUUGGGGCAUCGAAUGUAUUAGGUACAACGAUUGCAUCCUCUUUGAUGGAUAAGCAAGGAAGGAAAAGUCUUUUAAUUACAAGCUUUUCUGGAAUGGCUGCCUCAAUGUUAUUGCUUUCCUUGUCGCUCACUUGGAAGGCCCUGGCACCUUAUUCAGGCACCCUUGCUGUUCUUGGGACUGUCCUCUAUGUAUUGUCCUUUUCACUUGGUGCUGGUCCAGUGCCUGCUCUUCUACUUCCAGAGAUAUUUGCCUCCAGAAUAAGAGCAAAAGCAGUUGCUUUGUCCUUGGGCAUGCAUUGGAUAUCCAACUUUGUCAUCGGGCUGUUCUUCUUGAGUUUUGUGAAUAAUUUCGGAAUCAGCUCUGUGUAUUUGGGGUUCUCGAUGGUCUGUGUUCUAGCUGUCCUGUACAUAGCUGGUAAUGUUGUGGAAACAAAGGGUCGAUCAUUGGAGGAGAUAGAGCGCGCUCUCAACCCGGCAAUUUGAUCCUGAUAAUCUUCCCAACUGUUGGUGAUGGUAAUGACAAUAAUGACAGUAUCCCCAGUUGACUGAUACUGACCUGUUGAAGCCUUGAAGGAUUUCUCUACUUUGAUGCGAAUCCACAUUGCAAAUACCACAUAUUGGGGUUAUGCUUGUUUCAUGUUCCCCUUUUUGCUUUAUUUUUCUUCUUUUGGACUUUUGUCGAACCUGUUGUAAUUGUAGAUAGUCUAUGUUGAAUUGGGGUUCUCAGAGCAGUGCAAUCAGGGCAUUUUUUGUCCCUUGAUUCUGUGAUGUAUUUGUGUAUGUUUUAGUUUCCUGAUGUGUUCUGUCGAACUUGAAACAAAAAAGCACUCUUGGUGCAUCAUUAUCUGUAAUAACAGGGCAAUUUUUUGUCAGCAUAAUGCAGGUGGGGGAUUCAGCUUUCA